Merops nubicus (carmine bee-eater) is the source of this 1722-nucleotide messenger RNA. RefSeq names its product leucine-rich repeats and guanylate kinase domain containing (gene LRGUK). The record is from RefSeq and is a predicted model, not a curated record. The annotation marks the transcript as partial. Gene Ontology annotation, cellular component: cytosol. NCBI's taxonomy places the organism in Eukaryota, Metazoa, Chordata, Aves, Coraciiformes, Meropidae. Gene Ontology annotation, molecular function: protein binding; GMP kinase activity. The transcript is spliced from 15 exons.
GUUCACUUUGAUGGGGUGUUGGAUGAAGACACCGUGGCUGAGGGGCUCCACAAGCUGGGGCGCUCAGCCCCUGGCACUGAAUAUGUUUAUCUUAAUCUCUCUCUUUCAGGUCGUGAGUUAUGGGAUGUUAACAUUCUCUCCAGAUACAUUCACCUACAGAAGCUGGAGCUUUCAGAUAAUAAAAUUAAUGAUCUUUCUUGUGUCAGCCACAUGCCUUACUUACUAGAACUGAAUGCUUCCAACAAUGAAUUGACUACAUAUUUUGGGUUUAAACCACCUAAAAAUCUCAAGGAAGUGGAUUUUUCAUACAACCAAAUCCCUAAAAUGCAAAAUUUGUCAGCAUACCAGUCACUGACUAAACUCCUGCUGGAUUGUAAUAACAUAGAGGAGAUCAGAGGCCUGGAGAAGUGUCACAGUCUGACUCAUCUUAGUUUGUCACACAACAGACUCACUGCAAUCACUGGACUUCAGAACUUGCCUAUCAGAACACUCAAUCUGAGCUCUAACCAGAUUGAGAAGGUGACUGGGUUGGAGAGCUUGAAAAGUCUACAGAAGCUGGACCUGUCUAGAAAUAAAAUAACUAGUCUAGAAGGCCUGCAGGAACAUGAUCUCCUAGAGAUGAUCAACCUAGAGGAUAACCAGAUCGCUGAGCUGCGUGAACUUGAGUGGAUUGAAGAUCUGCCUCUCCUCAGAGUUUUGAAUCUUUUAAAAAACCCUCUCCAGGAACAAGCAGAUUAUUGGCUCAUGGUGAUUUUCAUGUUGCUCCAACUAACAGAACUGGAUCUGAAGAAGAUUUCAGUGGAGGAGAAGGUCGCUGCUGUGAAUCAAUAUGAUCCUCCUCCAGAAGUCGUUGCUGCUAAAGAUCAUAGGACUCAUGUUAUGUACAGCAUGCUGCAGCCCCAGAGAAUUUGGGACAGCACUUUACCUGGUCUUGACACUCCCUACCCCAUGCUGGUGUUGGUUGGCCCUGUAGCCUGUGGGAAGAGAGAGCUCACUCAUAAGAUCUGCAGACAGUUCAACAAUUUCUUCAGAUAUGGUCCCUGUCACACUACCAGGGCAGCUUACUUUGGUGAAGAAAACAGACUUGAUUAUUAUUUCAUUUCUCAAGAAGCCUUUGACAAGAUGGUGAACACAGGCAAGUUUAUAGCAACCUAUCAAUACAGUGGCUACUACUAUGGACUUGGGAGAGACAUUGUAGAAUCAAUUGCCAGAGAGGGUCUUGCAGCCUGUGUUCACUUAGAAGUUGAGGGUGUUCGUAGCUUGAAAAAAACCUCCUUUAAACCCAGAUAUAUCCUCUUGGUACCCAUGAACAAAGAAAACUAUGAGGGACAUCUGAGGAGGACAGGAUUUGUCAGCAGGCCAGAGAUUGAAGAAGCAGUCUCCAGAGUGGACAUGUAUGUCCACAUGAGUCAGGAGCUCCCAGGAUACUUUGAUGCAGUCGUCAACACAGAUGAACUGGAUGAGGCCUUCACAGAGCUGAGCUUCCUCAUAAAGGCAUACCUGGGUUUGGAGCCACCUCAGGCUGCUGAGGGCAUCCAGGAUGUGACCAGCAGAGCAGGAGCAGGUUCCAGAACAAGGUUCUUGCAAGAGCAGAGACUGUCACCCCGAGGAGAAAUUACUGCAACACCUUGGCCCUCAUCUGUCAGUGAGUUCUUGGACACUUCUGCCAAAAACUAUCCAGGAGGCAUCUCAGAGAAACUUGCUGCACACAUACUCUCUGUG